AUGACUGACCAGUUGGGCAUUCCGCAACCAGUGUCCAACGCACCGGUAAACAUAGCAGAAAGGAUGAAAGCACGUAUGAUACAGAAUAUACUGCUCAUCUGGCUUCGCACUGAUACUGAUGAAGAUAAUGAAGCGUGGCUCAAUGCGAUCGAUCAACUACGAAAUGUCAUCCAUACGAUUGAAAUUUUUACUGAUGUUGACAAAUGUAUCGAUUUUCUCACAGAUAAUUCCAAAGAAACUGCAGCUAUGAUCGUCUCUAGUUCAUUAUGUUAUCGAUUAGUGCCACUGAUACAUGAUAUUCCUCAUCUUCAUACACUUAUUAUUUCUUCUAAAAAUAAAACAGUCGAGAAAGAAGAAGUCAAAAAUUGGAUUUCCAUUGAUCGUCAUGCUAUAUUCGAGGCGCUUAAACCAACUGCAAAACACUGUGAACGCGACGCCAUAUCUAUAACUUUUAUGCAAACUGAUACUCAACAGACCGAAAAGAACUUAGAUAAACUUGAUUGCUCGUUUAUGUACACAGAGAUACUGAAAGACAUAAUAUUACAAAUUAAUUUCGAGCCUGAACACUUUGAUCAAUUCAUCAAUUAUUGUCACCAACAAUUUUCAGAUAGUGUUUCGCAUCAAAAGCAGAUUAAGCAACUCAAAGAAACCUACCGUAAUCAGGAUCCAAUAUGGUGGUACACUGGAGAUUCCUUUUUAUAUCCUAUGCUUAAUCGAGCACUUCGAACAAUGGAUGCCAUCUUAAUCGUUAAUAUGGGCUUUUAUAUCCGUGAUCUUCACGAAUCUAUCGAACAACUACACCUAAAAAGGUCUAAACUACCGAAUUCUAAUGUUACCUUCACCGUGUAUCGUGGCCAAAGUCUAACUACGACUGAUUUUGAUCAGUUAUCAAAGACAAGGGGAGGACUCAUCGCUUUCAACAAUUUCUUGUCCACCUCGAUCGACAGUUCUGUUUCAGAAAUAUUUCUCGGGCAAAGCCAGCACGAUCCUAACCUUGUAGAUGUUCUAUUUGUUAUGACGAUUCAUCCUUCUCAGUCAAGGACACCUUUUGCCUUUAUUAGUGCUGUCAGCAAAUUUCGCGAUGAAAACGAAGUACUCUUCUCAAUGCACAGUGUUUUUCGUAUAACUAAUAUUCAACAGCUCAAUGGUCUUGGCAAAUUAUAUCAAAUAGAACUAACUCUAACCAGCGACGAUGAUCCGCAACUUCGCCAACUAUCGCUAAAAUUCGCUCAAGAACUCAACGUCUCAUCAGGGUGGGACGCACUGGCCCGACUUUUUCACACGAUGGGCUACUACGAAAGAGCACUACAAUUGUAUGAGCUUCUGAUGCUACGCUUUACUAGUGAAUUACUGAAAACAAAUAAUAAUGAGACGACCUUUAAUUCGAUGUCUAACAUAUUAAACCACAACGAACCCAUGCCCUUUGAUGCAACGCCAAUGAGUUUAUAUCCAACAAAUGAUUCACACUUCCAGCGCAAACUAGCUACCUACCACAACAACAUCGGUGGGGUGUACUCUAGCAUGGGUGAAUAUUCGAAAGCUCUUUCUUACUACGAGAAGUGUCUUGCAAUUGAACAGCAAUCACUUCAACCCAAUCAUCCUGAUUUGGCAACGUCUCACAACAACAUCGGUGGGGUGUACAAAAGCAUGGGUGAAUAUUCGAAAGCUCUCUCUUACUGCGAGAAGAGUCUUAGAAUCCAACAACAAUCACUUCCACCCAAUCAUCCUUACCUAGCAACGUCUCACAAUAAUAUCGGUGAGGUGUACCACAGCAUGGGUGAAUAUUCGAAAGCUGUUUCUUACUACGAGAAGUGUCUUGCAAUCCAGCAGCAAUCACUUCCACCCAAUCAUCCUGAUUUAGCAACGUGUUACAAUAAUAUCUGUCAGGUGUACCACAGCAUGGGUGAAUAUACGAAAGCUCUUUCUUACUACGAGAAGUGUCUUGCAAUCCAACAACAAUCACUACCACCCAAUCAUCCUGAUUUAGCAACGGCUCACGACAACAUCGGUGGGGUGUACAAAAGCAUGGGUGAAUAUACGAAAGCUCUUUCUUACUACGAGAAGUGUCUUGCAAUCCAACAACAAUCACUUCCACCCAAUCAUCCUUACCUAGCAACGUCUCACAAUAAUAUCGGUGAGGUGUACCACAGCAUGGGUGAAUAUUCGAAAGCUCUUUCGUACUACGAGAAGUGUCUUGCAAUCCAACAACAAUCACUCCCACCCAAUCAUCCUGAUUUGGCCUCGUCUCACAACCACAUCGGUGAGGUGUACAAAAGCAUGGGUGAAUAUUCGAAAGCUCUUUCUUACUACGAGAAGUGUCUUGCAAUCCAACAACAAUCACUUCCAUCAAAUCAUCCUGAUUUGGCCAGGUCUCACAACAACAUCGGCAUGGUGUACCAGUGCAUGGGCGAAUAUUCGAAAGCUCUUUCUUACUACGAGACGUGUCUUGCAAUCCAACAACAAUCACUUCCAUCCAAUCAUCCUUCCCUAGCAACGUCUCACAACAAUAUCGGUGAGGUGUACCAGCGCAUGGGUGAAUAUUCGAAAGCUCUUUCUUACUACGAGAAGAGUCUUGCAAUCCAACAACAAUCACUUCCACCCAGUCAUCCUUUCAUAGCAACGUCUCACAACAACAUCGGCAUGGUGUACCAGUGCAUGGGUGAAUAUUCGAAAACUCUUUCUUACUGCGAGAAGGGUCUUGCAAUCCAACAGCAAUCACUUCAACCCAAUCAUCCUGAUUUGGGAACGUCUCAUAACAAUAUCGGUGGGGUGUACUUCAGCAUGGGUGAACAUUCGAAAGCUCUUUCUUACUACGAGAAGUGUCUUGCAAUCCGACAACAAUCACUUCCACCCAAUCAUCCUGAUUUAGCAACGUCUCACAACAAUAUCGGCAUGGUGUACAAAAGCAUGGGUGAAUAUCCGGAAGCUCUUUCAUACUACGAGAAAUGUCUUGCAAUCCAACAGCAAUCACUUCCACCCAAUCAUCCUGAUUUGGGAACGUCUCAUAACAAUAUCGGUGGGGUGUACCACGGCAUGGGUGAAUAUUCGAAAGCUCUUUCUUACUACGAGACGUGUCUUGCAAUCCGACAACAAUCACUUCCACCCAAUCAUCCUGAUUUAGCAACGUCUCACAACAACAUCGGCAUGGUGUACGACAGCAUGGAUGAAUAUUCGAAAGCUGUUGAUCAUUUAGAAAAGUGUCUGGGGAUUCUGCAACAAUCCCUACCCUCAAAUCAUCCUCUUUUGUGUAUAUGUCACCGGAAUAUUGGAACAGUAUAUGAUAGCAUGGGUAAAGAAUCAGAAGCUAUUUAUCAUUACGAGAAAUGUUUGGCAUUUGAAAAACAAUAA
Molecule: messenger RNA, 3348 nt
Organism: Adineta ricciae
Lineage: Eukaryota; Metazoa; Rotifera; Eurotatoria; Adinetida; Adinetidae
Source: the annotation of a GenBank genome assembly